Molecule: messenger RNA, 927 nt
Organism: Striga asiatica
Lineage: Eukaryota; Viridiplantae; Streptophyta; Magnoliopsida; Lamiales; Orobanchaceae
Source: the annotation of a GenBank genome assembly
AUGUUUGAACCAUCUGAAAUGCCUUCAUCAUCAAUAUGGGCAUCAAUGAACAGCUGGUUCACACCUGCUGUCUUCUUUGUGCUUCUCAAUGUCAUGAUAGGCACAAUUGCCUUCACCUCCACAAUUGCCAACAAGAAGCAAAACCAACCAACAAAUCAAAACCGGCAUCAAAAUGGAGAAACACACAAUCAACACAAACCCUCAGUCUUGCAGCGCCUCAAAUCCACUAAUUUCUACCCUUAUUUCAACAGAUCUCAACAAGAUCCUCACAACUUGUCUGUUUACAAACAAAAUCCGGAGUCUUUCAAUCAUGAACAAUCUCAUGAGAAUAUUGAACUUGAGACCCAUUACUUUUUCCAAGAAAAUCUUCAGGUAUCAUCACAGUCCCAAGCCACAAAUUACAUUUUCGAACAAACCCACGACCAGAAUCAUCAAGAAUCACAAACCCAUUUCACCUUCGAGCAAAAUGAUCCGAAUUUGGGCGGUUCAAAGCAGACCCAUAUAGGUUUCGAGCAAAAAGAUCCGAACUUGGACGGUUUCAAGCAGGCCCAAGAGGAGAAAAUCGAAGACAGCUCAGCAGUCGAGCAGAGCAUGGACGAGGUUUACAGUCAGCUCGCCGGCAGCCAUUUCAUCAGGACCAAAUCGGACACGGAGCCGACCUCCGGGGAGAUUCCGAUAAAGCUCCCGGCCAGGAUUAGGAAAUCUGCGAGCUUGAAAUCGGCGUUCUGGCAUUUCGAGGAGGAGAAGAUCGUGGAGGCGCGGCGGCCGGCGACAGUGAGGGAACGGGCGGCGGCGGAGGGCGAUGCUGAGGUGGACGCGAGAGCCGACGAUUUCAUCAAUAAGUUUAAGCAGCAGCUAAAGCUUCAGAGGCUGGAUUCGAUUAUCAGGUACAAGGAUGUGAUUGGGAAGGGGAGUACGGGGAGGUGA